Molecule: messenger RNA, 1667 nt
Organism: Microplitis demolitor
Lineage: Eukaryota; Metazoa; Arthropoda; Insecta; Hymenoptera; Braconidae
Product: gastrin/cholecystokinin type B receptor-like
Exons: 9
Coding region: 87-1667 (526 amino acids)
Biological process (GO): G protein-coupled receptor signaling pathway
Cellular component (GO): membrane
Molecular function (GO): neuropeptide Y receptor activity; peptide binding
Source: RefSeq, a predicted model, not a curated record
UAUAUUUCGUGUGUUUAAUAAUGAAUCAAUAAAUUGCGAUUGUGUUUAAUUUUCUUAGCCACUCGAUUAAAUUAUUUUGACGAAUAAUGGAGGUGUCUCUAGGCGAAGUAAUCUCCGAGUUGGAAGCAAAUAUCACCAGGAGUCUAGAAAUAGAGAAGAUGUCAGAAGUCCUUGAAAACUUUUACAAGAGCUUAACCAACGAUACGGAUUAUUUCUUGAUAUCACUGUACAUCCCUACCAUUCUAUUGGCUGUUACUGCAAAUUUAAUCGUUAUCAUCGUUGUCAUUAAAUUUCAGUAUAUGCGCAGCGUAACAAAUUAUUUCGUGGUAAAUUUGUCUGUAGCUGAUCUCCUGGUGACACUUAUCUGCAUGCCAAUGUCUGUAAGCCAAGCUAUUUCGAUAAUAUGGAAUUACGGUGAAAUAAUGUGCAAGCUUUUCUUUUAUCUUCAGGGUGUUGCCGUCGCAGCUUCUGUGUUCACGAUAACGGCCAUGAGUAUUGAUAGAUAUCUGGCAAUCCGAAGCCCGAUAGCCCUUCACAGAGUGUUUAAUCGUAAAAGCACUAUAAUGAUUAUCAUAGCACUUUGGUUUAUCGCGCUCAGUAUAUUUGCUCCAUUGUUCAAAGCGGUAUCACUUGAGAAUCUAAAUUCACAAUUGAACAUUACUCUUCUGGUGAAGUCGGGAGAAAAUAAAAGUUUCAAAAUCGUCCAACCACCGGUUCUUCAAGUUUGCUCGGAGGAUUUUAAACCCCUCGGGAUUCACGCAUACGUCUUUGGAACCUUCUGCUUUGUACUAGUUUACGCAAUUCCCGGAUUCAUCGUGAUCUUGACUUAUUCACUGAUGGGCAGAACUUUGUGUGCUAGAAAACCGCCGUUUGAUUAUGAUAGCAACGUGGGAAGUGCAAGCUCACAACAGGGUUUUAGAUUAAUGCGUGAGCGCAAACGGGUGGCAUGGAUUUUACUGACACUAGCCAUCCUCUUCGCACUGUGCUGGUUACCCUACAACGUCCUGCGGUUACUCGUUGACCUCGGCGUCGUGUAUGAAGGCAGAGUGAUUCCAAUUGUACUUCCUUAUUGCCUGUAUCUUGGCCACGCAAAUAGUGCACUCAACCCCGUUGUCUAUUGUUUCAUGACACGCAAUUUCCGUCAAAGUGUUAAGCAGAUUCUUUGUCGGCGAUCUGAAAAAUCAAAUAGAUCUAAAAGUAACCGUAAGAGUGCCGGGAACGUAGGAGUAAUUCUUGGCUCAAGUAUAAAGCAACGAGGUAUUCGGGUCCCAAAGAAACCCCGGGAAGUUGCAAUUGCUGCGGUGGCUCAACCUGCAAUUGACAGAACCGCCCCCGAGCGUACUGCAUCCUCGAGCAGUGGCUAUGGCAGCGCAAACAGCCGUCACAGUCCGCAUCGACGUUGUUACAUGUUAAAAAGCACGCCGGAGGCUAGAUCUGUUGGUAGAGCUUCCGCAGCAGCUUGCAAUUCUGGUAAAUUAUUGGCAAAACAAGAAUUACAUGUUGCGACAAGUUUGAAUAAUGUCGACGGUAAUGCGACUAACGAUAAUAGAGAUUUUCAGGGUCCUCGGCGCAGUAGGAGCUUACAGACUCUGUCUACUGUUACAAUUCAGCAUCAGCUUACUAUUGAAAGCGCUAAUCAGACAACUCAGUCUACAAACGAGAUCUAG